GCCAAAUUAAAGGUGCAAUGGUUAAAAGUUGAAUUAAAUAUAAAGGAAGAUAACAAGUGGUGAGUGGAUUGGCGGAUUGGACAUAUCACUGGACAAUAGCUCUGGUCAUAACAUCCAUAAUAUGCAGAUUUACACCACCUGCCGACCAGCAUGCUACUACACACGAUCCUCAAUCAUCUUUAGACGACAUAUGUAAGUCUAGACUAAACUUUGAAGAGUACUUAGAUGACUAUUUAUUGCAAAAACUUUACCCGCCAAAAAUCUCUUUGUUUGAUGCAAACAAAAACAAAGACAAUGGAUCCAACUCAGUGGGAAAAUACCUUCUAAUCUUACGAAUUCUUAUAGCGGGUGACAUCUCAACCAACCCUGGGCCGAUUAAAUUUCCCUGUGUGGCCUGCAGUAGACAAACACGAAAAAAUCAGAAACUUUUGAUAUGCACACAUUGCAAUAUAAGAUGUCACCUUAAAUGCUGCACGGACAACUUUCCACCCGUUGCAGCACAAUGGGUCUGCAAUGCAUGUUUAUCUAUUGACAACCCUGCACCCAGCAUGGAAACAGAUGCUGACAUGAUGCCUGAAACGAUCGGGAUCGACAUCUCAGGAGAUGACAAUUACACUUCCGGCGUAAACAACGUGGAAAACGACCAUGACAUCUGGGAGAACUUAGUAAACGUUAGAAAAGCGAAUCCAGCUAAGCUUAUCUGUGGAUAUUUAAACAUAAACAGUCUCGCAGGAGAGUAUGAUCAGAUCAAGGACAUAUUACAGCGAAAUCUCAUCGACAUGCUUUUUCUGGCAGAGACUAAAAUCGACGCCUCCUACCCCGAUGCACAGUUUGUAAUUGACAAUUAUACUAUGUGGCGAGCUGAUCGGAAUAAGCAUGGUGGAGGAGUACUAGCCUUCCUCAGGUCCGAUCUGGCUGGAGAUCGUAAGCCUACCUUUGAAUUUAAAGACAUAGAAUCCGUGGGAAUAGAGAUAUACAAAUACAGCGGAAAUACAAAGACCCAGAACAACCAGAUCAGAAGUCGCCACUUGCUCCGUCAUGUUAUCGAUCUCGCAAAGCAGACGAUUCAUACCAGGAACUCGUGUAAUCUGUCUACUUCUACCAAUCUUUGCAGGAAAGUGUCAUUAAUGUGGCAGGAUACCAGAGAAAACCCACGUGUUCGAGUGGAUAAACACACACCCCCUCUCAAAUACAACCAUUGUUGAUAAAGAGGAUCAAAUUGGCAGAGGUGAGAAGCGAGUGCGAUGGAGGGGGGAUUUAAAAACAGUCACACAUAACCGACAGUGUGCAAAAAUAAAUAAAAACUGAAAUCAAUGAGGUCAUAAUUCUUUGUCAAGGAAUGCAUAUUUCCCAUCGAUGUUUAAUCAACGUAAAACAUUAAAUCUUUCCGUGGGGAUCCGGGUUAGGGCACGAUAAAGAUCCAUCCCUGCUCAAAGAGUCCGAGCAUAGGCCUAAAUUUUGUAGCCUUUCACCGGCAAUGGUGACUUCUCCACAUGAGAGAAAUAUUCUUGAGAGGGACGUUAAACAAUAUACAAUCAAUCACACAUUUUCCCAUCUGAUCAU
Messenger RNA from Ostrea edulis (European flat oyster), 1563 nucleotides. RefSeq lists its product as uncharacterized. Bases 549 to 1205 code for a protein of 218 amino acids. The transcript has 4 exons. The record is from RefSeq and is a predicted model, not a curated record. NCBI's taxonomy places the organism in Eukaryota, Metazoa, Mollusca, Bivalvia, Ostreida, Ostreidae.